Molecule: messenger RNA, 963 nt
Organism: Dermacentor albipictus
Lineage: Eukaryota; Metazoa; Arthropoda; Arachnida; Ixodida; Ixodidae
Product: (3R)-3-hydroxyacyl-CoA dehydrogenase-like
Molecular function (GO): oxidoreductase activity
Source: RefSeq, a predicted model, not a curated record
AAGCUCAAGUAUGGAAAAACAAGUGAGAUGGCUUAUCAGGGCGAUACGCAGCGGUGCAGUGGCAGAGAAUAUAGCGACAGGGAAGCAGCAGGCAAGACGAGGGCCCUUGCACCGUGGUCACUGCAGCUGGGGCAGACGCUGUCUAGAGACGAACACGCGAGCAUGUCCGCCGAGAGAGAAUUCUGCGGGCGCCUUGCAGUGGUCACCGGAGGAGGCAGCGGCAUCGGUGAAGCCAUCUGUCAUGUGCUCGCCGAGAGGGGUGCCCGCGUCGUCGUAGCCGACAUCAAUUUCGAAGCGGCUCAAAAGGUCUCGAACUCCCUGCCUGGUGACAAAGACCACCGCGCUGUGCAAGUCGACGUGGGUGAAUCAGCGUCCGUCGAGAAGCUGUUUGAAGAAAUUCAAGGGUUCAGUGAUGACACGCCGGUCAGCAUAGUCGUCAAUAAUGCCGGCACCGGCGCUCGCUUCGCUUCAAUUGCUGACGCUAGCGAAGAGGACUUUGAUCGCAUAAUGAAAACGAAUCUCAAGGGAACGUUCCUUAUGAGCCGCGCAGGCAUUCGCCUGAUGCUGGCAGCCGGGGUGAAAGAAGGAGCCGUGGUCAACGUGUCGAGCCUCGCGGCCAAGGGUGGCAUGAGGGGCAUUGCUAGUUACGUGGCCUCCAAGUCCGGCAUCUUGGGACUGACCAAGUCAAUGGCGCUAGACGUUGCAGGCACGGGAAUCCGCUGCAACGCCGUCCUUCCCGGCUUUACGAAGACGCCCCUCUCCGACAACCUCACUCUGGAAGAGAAGGAGCAGCUUAUCGCUACCAUCCCACUCAGUCGCCCUGCGCAACCACGAGAGGUGGCGCAGGUGGUGGCGUUCCUGUGCGGGCAAGAAAGCUCGUACAUGGUCGGCUCCGCCGUCGAAGUCUCGGGAGGCGCGAUGGUCUAAUAAAGGCGGCACCUACGCCAUGUGAAUGAAUUAAAU